AUGCACUUUGACGAACGCCCGGCAUGUUUUCGCAAUUUUCUACAUGAAAUUGUCUUCGUUGGUGUAAUUUCUUGUGCACAAUUACUUUGUCAAGCAGCACUAGGCAACAUACUUGUUCCUCUUCAUAUUAUCGGCCCUGAUGUUGGUAUUGACGAUCCGGCUAAAUUGCCAUGGACAUUAGCAUCUUAUUCACUUACUGUUGGGAUAUUUAUUAUGGUCACCGGUAGACUGGGUGAUAUUCAUGGACACAAAUUAUUGUUAGUUAUUGGGUUUGUAAUCUUUUCAGUCUUCAGCGUGUUCACCGGGAUGGGAACCUAUGUGAAAAACGAUGUUUAUUUCAAUAUUAUGAGAGCAUUGCAAGGAAUCGGUCCUGCAACACUCCUACCGAAUGGUGUUGCUCUACUUGCGAGAACCUAUCCCUCCGGGAAGAGAAAAUCGUUUGUCUUCGCAAUGUUUGGGGCAACAGCACCUUUGGGAUUCAUUCUCGGUGCUUUGUUUGCAAGUAUCUUCGCUCAAUUAUUGUGGUGGCCUUGGGGUCAAUGGGUACUUGCAUUCUUUUGUGCAUUUCUUGCUAUUUUAUCUUCGUAUGUUGUACCUGAAGAAGUGUCGCCAGCUGUUCAUCCAACUGGAAAAACGGAUAUUCCCGGUGCAAUUGUUGGAUUAUCUGGUUUAACGUUGUUUAUCUACUGUUGGAAUCAAGGGCCGGUGACUGGAUGGGAUAAACCUUAUGUGUAUGCUUUAUUAAUUGUUAGCGUUUUGAUUAUCGGCUUGUUUAUUUUUAUCGAAAUGAAAACAGAAGAACCAAUCAUGCCACUAUCUAUUUGGCUUGUGAAGGGAUUUCCAGGUGUUCUAGCCUGUAUCGCAUUGGGAUGGUCUAGUUUUGGUAUAUUUAUCUAUUACAUCGUACAAUUUCUACAAGUCAUUCGUGGUGCAUCUCCAUUACUAACCACUGCAAUGUUGUCACCAGUUAUACCGGCUGGUCUAUCAGCAACAUUAUCUGUGUCUCAAUUAUACGGUCGGAUACCUGCACAUUUCCUUCUAAUGGCGUCCAUGGUUUUCUUCUGUAUUGGCAAUGUUCUCAUAGGAACAAUGCCAGCCGAUCAAACAUAUUGGGCACAAGUAUUCGUAUCAACAUUACUAACACCAUUCGGUAUGGAUAUUAGCUUUCCUGCGGCAUCGCUCAUUGUCAGUAAUACAAUGCCAGUACAUCAACAAGGCGUUGCUGCAAGUAUGGUUAAUACUGCUAUUAACUGGUCGAUUUCUCUCGGGCUAGGUAUUGCUGGAACGGUUGAAAGUGAAUUGUUGAAAAAGGGAGCAUCUGUAUUGGAAGGUUUUCGUGGUGGCUUAUAUGUCGGUAUGGGGCUUAGUGGUGCAGGAAUUAUCGUUGCACUUCUCUUUUGUCGUGUACCACUAGCGCCAGAAACAGCAUCGAGCGAUCAUCAAAGAAAAUCAUCAGUUAUGAACACAAUCUCGAAAACAACCGCAUCGGAUGUUAUUAUUGACACAGAAAGUAUCCAAGGUGAAGGACUUCAAGGGGAAUUUCCGAUUAUACAUCGUCUCUAA
This is a messenger RNA of Adineta ricciae, 1563 nucleotides long. The record is from the annotation of a GenBank genome assembly. NCBI's taxonomy places the organism in Eukaryota, Metazoa, Rotifera, Eurotatoria, Adinetida, Adinetidae.